Messenger RNA from Saprolegnia parasitica CBS 223.65, 1425 nucleotides. RefSeq lists its product as hypothetical. The annotation marks the transcript as partial. The transcript is spliced from 6 exons. The record is from RefSeq and is a predicted model, not a curated record. Lineage: Eukaryota; Oomycota; Saprolegniomycetes; Saprolegniales; Saprolegniaceae.
AUGAAGCCGAUGGUGAUUCUGGACGCGAUCAAGCUCGCAGCCAUCGCCUUCCUCUCGAUGCUCCUCGGGCUGCUGCAGCCGUCGCCGUCGCCGGCCAUUACUGGCAGCUUUGAGCCCGUCGACGACAUGUGGGCGGCCAACGACAAAUCCAAGCCCGCAUCUCCCACCAAGGCAUUUUUGCAGGAGCGGUCCCACCACGGCUCGCGGACACCGGCCACCUUUGAAGACCUCACCAUUGUCGUCUACACAUUCCUCGACGACUAUGGCCGCGAAAGCGUCAACCUCACGUUUGGCGACCUUGACCGCGCCGCCCGCCGCGUCGCUGCCACCUUGCAGCAAGAUGCCAAUUUGAAGAAGGGCGACCGCGUCAUGCUCGCGUAUCCCCCGGGCCUCGACUUUGCCAUGGGCUUUUGGGGCUGCCUCUACGCCGGUGCGAUCGGCAUCCCUGUCUACCCGCCGUACCCGGGCACGCUCGUCAAGGACCUCCCCAAGUUUAACCGCAUGGUCGCCGACUCGGGCGCCAAGGUCAUUUUGACCAACCGUACGUAUUACAUGGCGACGCAGCUCGCGACCGCCAAGAGCUACUUCUCUGGUUCGGUGUCGUGGCCCAAGGACAUUCAGUGGUUCUCGACAGACGCCAUUGCCGACGACAUGGACAUGUGCUACACUGAUGUCGAGUGCUCGUUUGACGAUUUGGCCUUCUUCCAGUACUCGUCCGGCUCGACAUCCGAGCCCAAGGCCGUCAUGGUGUCGUAUGGCAACGUCAACGCGCAGCUCAAGGUGUGGGUCGCCAUUCGUGAGACCGACACGAUGGUUUCAUGGGUCCCGUCGUACCAUGACAUGGGUCUCGUCGUCUUUAUCCUUGCGCCAGCUUCGACUGGUGCCCGGUGUGUGUCGAUGUCUCCGCUUUCGUUCAUCAAGGAUCCUGCACUCUGGAUGCGCACGGCCUCCAAGUACAAGGCCACGCAGAUCUGCGCACCCAACUUUGGCUAUGCCCUUGCCGCCCGCAAGACGACCAAGGCCCAAGCGGCCAAGCUUGACUUGCGCCAUUUGCGUCAGAGUUUGUGCGCUGCCGAGCCGAUUCGUAUCGAGUCGCUCAACGCGUUCACUGAGACGUUUGCGCCUGCCGGCUUCAACCCCAAGACGUACGGCUGUGGCUACGGUCUUGCCGAGGCCACUCUGGCCGCGACGGGCCCCGACCCGUACAACCCCAAGGAGCCCGUCGUCUUUGUCGCCAAGAAGAACGCUCUCGAGCAGCACAAGAAGGCCCAGCGCGCGCCGGCCGACCACCCGGCUGUCGACACCAUGACGCUUGUCGGCUGCGGCACGCUCCGCCCGACGUUCAAGGUCAUCAUCGUCGACCCCGAGACGCACGAGCAACUGCCCGACUGCCGCGUCGGUGAGAUCUGGAUCCAAGGCGAGAGC